GAGUGUCGCCACAGCCAGGGGCACUCUGGUUCUGUCCUCCCUUCCCAAUGUAGACAGACAGCCAGCCCACUGAUGUCUACAGACGAUCCAAGGCCUCUCGGGCCCUCAAACUUCAUGGAGGCUCCAGACACCAGAACCUGGGGAAGCAGGGAUAUUAACGAGGGGGGAGUGAGGGAGGAAGAGGAGCGAGGAAGCCGAUACACACAGAAAGGCGCCACGGACGAGUCGGACGAGUCAGAUGGUUCGGAGCCCGAGCCCCUGGCCGUCAUCCGUAGGAAGGUGUCCUUUGCUGACGCCUUCGGUCUGGAUCUGGUAUACGUCAAAGAGUUUGACAGUACAGACCUGACGGGGGCAGAGGUUGCUGACCCCCCGGAGCCCGAGGUCAAAGUUAAAGAACCGGACGAGUAUUUCCUGUCAUCUCUGUUUACCGUGCCCUCGUCUCCGGAGGAACUCGAACAGAGACUCCAGGAUCAGAAGCUGGAGCUGGAGAGCAUUGAGUUACUUCCUGGCACGACCGCGCUCAGGGGUAUUGUCAGGGUGGUGAACCUGUGCUACAAUAAAUCCCUUUAUAUCCGGAUCAGUCUGGAUAGCUGGAAGACCAACUUUGACCUGCUGGCUGAGUACGUCCCGGGCUCCAGCGAUGGAACAACAGACAGGUUUGCGUUUAGGCUUACCCUCGUGCCGCCCUUUGAGAUGGAGGGAACCAGAGUGGAGUUCUGCCUCAGAUACGAGACAUCAGUGGGCACUUUUUGGGCAAACAACAGUGACAUGAACUAUGUGCUGUUCUGUCACAAAAAGGGAGGCAGAGAUCUGAUAGCAAUGGAUCCUCAGCUAGAGGAAGUAAAUAACUGGAGAGAGAAGAGAACCUGUCUGAAAGUCAACAGUAAGAUGAACAGUGCUGAGGAGAACCCCGCGGAGGCCACUACAGACGCUCCAGAUUCAGCCACACACAGAGCAGAGGGGACUGGCAGGAAAAAAGUGGAAAACGCAGAGCAUCUGCUCUCUAUUCUGCAUCAUGAGGAUUACCGUCACAAAAAUUUGGGGGGUAGUCAGAGGAGCAGACGAAGGAAGGCCUGUUCAGCACGAGUGCAGGAAUACUUUUCUCGCCGAGAGCAGGCGGCAAGACGGGAACACAUUUCCAAUGGGCUACCACAUAACGAACUGGAGAAGCCACCUUCACUUCCAGACAUCAGAAUCAAACCCUUAGGGGACAGCGCCUCCAGUCUCCUACGAUUACGCCAGAAGAAACAAACCAAUGAUACCCCUCAAAUAAUGACAUACCACCAGAUACCCCUACUUUCCCUGGACUGGGGCAAAGAUAACGUGCGUGUGGGGACUCCAGAGGAGGAUGACUGGAUUAGAACAAGGACCACACCUCAGCUCACAUCAGACAAGUCAGAGGACAAUCUGGGAGAACAAACCUCUGUUUGUGAUCUGUGGGAAGCCUUUCUCAAUGGCACAGACUCCAAAGAUACUACCAGUGUGCCAGAGUCUGAAUGGCUACAGUCGGCAACUUCAGUUUGCCCCUCAAUCGAAACUGAGGAUUUUGAGGCUUCCUCAAAAGUCGACAACCAACAGGGGGAUGACUUGGACUCAAAUACACAAAGAUACACCCACUGCACGGUAGAUGAAUUGCCGUCGUGGGCUCACAAUCAUGUGAUGCCUGUGGUCAGUGCCGAGGAGCCACUGUCAAGCUCGGGUGUCACCUUCCCCAGAAACGACAAAGCGUUAGUUUAUAAUCCUUCCCAAAGGUCAGAGGCUAUCCUUGUAACAGACACUCUACAGGAAUCCAUUCCCUCGGGUGCCGCAAGGGUGGCCGGGGGGUCUGUUGACAGCACGGCUCAGUGCCACAAGCACGUGGAGGCGGGGGGAGGAAGAGGAGAGGAGCCUUUCACACCAUACAGAGCAGAGCCGGUAACAAGCUCGGGGGAGACCGAGACAACAGAUAUGACAGCAAUGGCGGAAUCUCAGAAUGCCAAUGCAGUAGAUAGAAUCUGUCAGGGAGAAAGGCAAGACAAGACGCUUUCGUCCGACGUGGUAGCAGAGGUUAAAGGCAACGUGCACAAAGCACCUGAUGAUACUGUGACAUUUAGGGAGACAGUCGGAGAGAGGACAGAGGAUAAAACAAACACACAGAGCUAUGGAGUGGAGGAGGGAUUCACACAGGCCUACAAAGAGGAUGAGCUUUUCAAGCCGAACCAACCAGAGGAAGAAGAAUUCACACAAGACCUCACAGAAGAAGCGUUGCAUAGACAGAGUCCAGCAGUGGAAUAUGAAUUCCAAAGAGACAAAAUCUAUUUAGAACUGAACCUAACAGAGUUGGAAGAAUUCAGGCCGAGUCAAACAUAUGAAGAAGAAUUCAGGCUCAAUCAAACAGAAAAAAAAGAAUUCAGACUGAAACAAACACACGAAGAGGAACUCGGACCAAACAAAUCAGACGCAGUUGAAAUCAGACCAUUUAAUACAGUGAAAGAUGAAUUAAAACCGAAUCAAUCAGAGGCAGAGAAAUUCCGAUCAAAUCAAGAAGACGACGAAGAAUCUAGACCGAACCAAACAUUCGAUGGUGAAUUCAGCUGGAACCAAACUGAGGUAGAGGAAUUAAGACCAAACAAAAUUGAGAUGGAAGAGGAAUUCUCACCAAGCCAUCAAGAUGAAGAAGAUGACAGACCGAGCCAUACAGACAAAGAAUUGCGCCUGAGUCAUGAAGAUGACAGACCGAGCCAUACAGACAAAGAAUUGCGCCUGAGUCAUGAAGAUGACAGACCGAGCCAUACAGACAAAGAAUUGCGCCUGAGUCAUGAAGAUGACAGACCGAGCCAUACAGACAAAGAAUUGCGCCUGAGUCAUGAAGAUGAAGAGCUAGACAGAGAGAGCCGGACAUUUGCCGAAAAAUUUAGACCGAACCAAACACCCAAUGAAGUAUUCAGAUCAAACGAAUUGGAGGAAUUCAGACAGUUUGAUGAAGAACAGAGAGACAGAGAGAACCUAGAAGAGGUUGAGGAAUUCAGACAGUUUGAUGAAGAACAGAGAGACAGAGAGAACCUAGAAGAGGUUGAGGAAUUCAGAUCCAACCAAACACACGAAGAGGGAUUCUGGUCAAAUAUAAUACAAGAAGAAGAUAUCUAUCAGAGCGUAAAUGAAGAAGAGCUAUACAGAGACAUAGAUAUGGAUAAAGAUUCAUCAACGCACAACCUAACAGAGCCCGGAGUGUUCAGGGAAAAGGACACAGGAGAAGUGGAAAAGACAGAAAAUGUCGUGGCCGAAAUGUCCAGACAGAGAGACACAGAACAGAUAAAUGAAGAAAUAAGUAUGGAAACUCCAGAAAAGGAAGAAGUGGAGGACUUAACGGAUGAGACCGCAGACACCCGAAAUGAGAGUGAGGAGGUGUCAACAGAAAAGGAGGAAAAGCAUGAGGUGACAAUGGAAAAUGUUGAAGGACCAAGACAAGAUAAAAAUGGAAAGUUGUCAGAAGGCUCCAAAGAACUUAUUAUGGAGGAUGAUAAAGAAUGGGUGGGAAAAGAGGUAGAGUUGGGCGAAGAUGAGUUGUUCAGAGAACAGAAAGGUUUGAAUGAGGAAACGUUAGAAGAGGUGUUAUAUUUGCAGACGGUUGAUAAUUGUCCUUUAGCCGAACACGACAACGAGAAGGAGGAGAAACUGUCAGAUGUACCUGAAGUCGUUCAAAAUGUACCAAACCACCAGGCAAAACGUCUCACUAAGAAAGCGGUGACUGACAUAGACUCCUGGGUAGAUUCUCUCAUGAAGGCACGUACAGUUCCCGAUUUGACCUUCACACCGAGACAAGGCCUAACUACACCCAGUAGCAAUGCAGAGCCCUCUAUGGGCCAAGCAUAUGCGUCAUCUCCAAACAGAGGAACAACUGUCCUCUCUCAUUCAUUUUCCCUCAGCACAAGAUUUAACACAGUGGUCAAUGACGGGAGUGAGUCAGGGGUCAGUCAGGGGUCAACCCAAAACCCAUCGUCAUUAGGGGAGGAUCAGGAGACCCUCAGCAGCCGUACGAGCCCCCCACCCCCUGAGAAAGUGGAGGAUGCUGCCAGCAGCAUCUUGGCAUGGUUGAGGAUGUUCAUCUCUCUCAGUAGCGUAACCAGAGCACUAGUCUAUGCCCUUUUGGUAGCAGUGUUUCUCUUUACCACUCUUGUGUAUAAUUUCCCAGCGUGCUUUGCUCUCUACUUGUUCUCACUGUAUUGGUGGUGCUGUGUGGCAGAUAGGCAACGCGUGACAGGGACUGACAGAAUAGAUGGAGAGAGGUGAAGUGUUUGUGUGUAAAGAAUUAUAAUAUUGUGCGUGUGCGCACGUGUGUGUAUGAUUUGGGUAACACUUUACAUGAAGUUACUCUUAUACCUGUAACUACUACUGUAGCAACAUUGUUGUUAUUGUACAUGGUACUUCAGUAUUAGCUAUUGCAGCUAUAAUGCAUUUGUUAAUACAAUGUUGUUACUGGUGUAAUGACAGUGUUACUACAGAGGUCUGAGAGCAACUCAAUAUAAAGAGUUGCCAUGUUUUGUUUUAGCUUGUUGCAGUGUUUUAUGGGCCCAAUAUCAAAAGUGAAAAUGUACCAAAGUUAUUAAAGGAGAACGAAAUCCAUUAUUCCAAUGUAGAACAAAAGGGGAUAGGUAAACCGUGUGGGGCAUUGGAGAUUUGAAAGUGGAGUUUCUUUAUUUCUUUUUUCCAUUUUUCUUUCCUCAACAAUGAUAACAUAUUCAACAGAAAGCUUUCCAGAUUUCCCCAGGUCUUAUACGCUGACUAAAGAUUGUCUUGCAUAGUCAUUGCUGCACUGUAGUUCAAAUGUUUUAACUUAGACUAGCUGAUAUGAUAUGGUCGUCAUAUCGCACCUCUGUAAUGAACUUGAAAUGUAUAAGUCACACAUCCAUGUUGGCCGCAGUUGAUUGGGCUGGCGUAUGUGUUAGGCAGACGUAUGAGAUUACAAUAUCUCUGUGAUCCUGGGAGAUCACUUACUGGCCCCACAUCUGACCUAUCUCUCUCAGACAUGUAGCCUACAGAUAGUAAGGUCAAAUGGACUGCACUUUUUCAUCACUUAAUCAUUGUAAGGAUUGGAGAUGAGGAUGAUGAUGAUGAUGAUAUAAUCAAGUUGUGUGAUUUCUGUGACUUUGUCUUUCCAUUAAAAGUCCUGUACUUGA
This is a messenger RNA of Oncorhynchus tshawytscha (Chinook salmon), 5156 nucleotides long. RefSeq lists its product as uncharacterized. Bases 73 to 4269 code for a protein of 1398 amino acids. Gene Ontology annotation, biological process: regulation of glycogen biosynthetic process. Lineage: Eukaryota; Metazoa; Chordata; Actinopteri; Salmoniformes; Salmonidae. Gene Ontology annotation, molecular function: glycogen binding; protein phosphatase 1 binding. Gene Ontology annotation, cellular component: protein phosphatase type 1 complex. The record is from RefSeq and is a predicted model, not a curated record. The transcript is spliced from 4 exons.